This is a messenger RNA of Vicia villosa (hairy vetch), 877 nucleotides long. Its product is annotated as nuclear transcription factor Y subunit B-3-like. Lineage: Eukaryota; Viridiplantae; Streptophyta; Magnoliopsida; Fabales; Fabaceae. The coding region runs from base 111 to 671 and encodes 186 amino acids. Gene Ontology annotation, cellular component: nucleus; CCAAT-binding factor complex. Gene Ontology annotation, biological process: regulation of transcription by RNA polymerase II. The record is from RefSeq and is a predicted model, not a curated record. The transcript has a single exon. Gene Ontology annotation, molecular function: protein heterodimerization activity; DNA-binding transcription activator activity, RNA polymerase II-specific; RNA polymerase II cis-regulatory region sequence-specific DNA binding.
GAUAUCACGCUCAUUCCAUUUCCCUCCACUCUCAAACUCUCACCGGAGCCGCCACCACAAUCUCCGGCCGCCGUCGAUGCUCCCAAAUCGCAGUGAGUGAAAGCGAGUUGAUGGCUGAUUCAGACAACGAGUCAGGAGGAGCCCCGAACGCCGGUAACAGCGAGCUAUCACCUCGCGAGCAAGACCGAUUCCUACCGAUAGCGAACGUGAGUAGAAUCAUGAAGAAAGCGUUACCUGCAAACGCGAAGAUCUCGAAAGACGCGAAAGAAACCGUUCAAGAAUGCGUCUCGGAGUUCAUAAGCUUCAUCACCGGCGAAGCCUCCGAUAAGUGUCAGCGAGAGAAACGGAAGACGAUCAACGGCGACGAUCUGCUCUGGGCGAUGACUACGUUAGGGUUCGAAGAGUACGUUGAACCGUUGAAGAUUUAUCUUCAACGAUUCAGAGAGAUCGAAGGUGAGAAAACCGUUGCGGCACGUGACAAGGACGUGGCUCCCUCUUCUUCUUCAUCUUCGGUUUUCGAAUAUGGUGCUCCUCAAAUGAUCAUGCAGCAUCAGCAUCAUCAUCAGCAACAGCAGCAUCAGGGACACGUGUACGGUUCUGGUAGUUACCAUCAGGUGCCUGGUGGGGCCGGUUAUCCUGGUGCUGGAUCUAAUGCGGGUAGACCCAGGUAGAUAUGGUGUGGACGCGCGUGUUAGUGUUGUUAAUUUGUAAUUUAAAAAUGUUGAAGAGUCUUGGACUCAUAAUUAAUGUUAAUUAUUUUAUUAGUGAUUGGCAGACACACUAUGAAGCCGAAAGUGGGUUAGUAGUGUAUUUGCAAAUGUUGUUAUUGUUGUACAUUAUUAUAAAUUAAUAGUGCUUUCUUUGCUUUUUUGUAUUA